AUGUCGAAUAGUCCUGGUCUGCUGGCUUUAAGCCCACUUGACCACAUCCCAGCGAAGCUCUUCCUGCCGUACAUCCUGUACUUCGACACGGUUGACACGCAAACAGCCCUAUUCACCCUCCAGAAAGGCAUUGACAAGUUGAUUUCAGAAUUGCCCUGGCUUGCCGGAGAUGUGAUUCUUCACACCGCGCCAGAAGGGCCCAAGAACCGAAUGCAUAUUGCGCCCCCAUGUAUCCCUCUUUCUGAAGUCCCUAUGCUGAAGGUCAAGCACUUUGACGGCGAUAAAGAUUCUAGCUCACAACCCAUUCAAUCCUUCCUCCCUCUGCCUACAUUUAUUCCAGCCUCCCAACAGCGUCCCGUUCUUCGCUUUCAGGCAAAUGUCUUUCCUGGCAGGAUUAUUGUGGCCAUGUCCUUCUGGCACAGCGUCUUUGAUGGUACCGGGGCCGGUGUUAUCCUUGAAGCAGUCGCCGAGUGUUGCAAGUCAACCAGCGAAGAUCUUACAACCAGCCUCGUGCAGACUAUCGCGAAGACCCAUGCUGAACUCCGGAAGAAAGUCUCGAACUUUCCAUCUGAAUGUGUGACGCGCCUCGACCACAGCGUUGAGUUGGGAACACCUGUUUUUGAUCCCAACAUUUCCACCGAGCAGUGGAACGCAAUGGAAUCUGCCUUGGCCUCCACGGUCGAGACAAAGCGAUACACCUUCAGCCCCGAGAAAGUCGCCAAGGUGAAGGAUAUUUGUACCCAACUCAUGCCGCAGUUGCGGUCCUCGGAGUGGAUUUCUAGCAACGAUGUUAUUACCGCAACACUGGCCAUCUGCGUCGACCGAGCCCUUCACCCAGAGCGGGCAGACAAAACCCAAAGCGCCGAUUUCCUGAUGGCCGUCGAUUUGCGAAACCGAGUUGAUCCUCCACUACCAGAGACCUACCUUGGGAACUCGAUCUUCCCUGUCCACGACGAUAUCUAUUCUGAAGCAAUGGCAGGUCAGACAGGGGAUGGUGCAGACACCCUACACCUAGCGCAGUUGGCACUGCGUAUCCGCACCAAGCUUACAUCAAUGGACAAGACUCUCAUGUAUAGUGCAUCAGCCGCCGUCGCCGACUAUGAAGACUGGACCAAAGUCGAAGCAGGACCCGCGGGGAUUAUCGUAACCAGCUGGAGAGGUCUCAAGGUCUUUUCGCUAGAUUUUGGCGCCGGACUGGGCCACAUUGUAGACUUCGAGCCCGGGCUAACGCUUGUCCCUGGUGGGUGUAUCUUUCUGCCGUCGCGGACGUCCUUGGAGAAGAGUGGGUCGAUUCCGAUGUGGGAAGUAUGCAUCACCCUGAAAGCCGGGGAUUCCCAAGUGCUGGAGAAGGAUCCACUGUUUAACCGGAUUUUGGCAUGA
Messenger RNA from Aspergillus niger, 1380 nucleotides. RefSeq lists its product as uncharacterized. Lineage: Eukaryota; Fungi; Ascomycota; Eurotiomycetes; Eurotiales; Aspergillaceae. The record is from RefSeq and is a predicted model, not a curated record. The transcript has a single exon. Bases 1 to 1380 code for a protein of 459 amino acids.